ACUUCUUCUGUACAUGUUGCUGAGUAACCAAGAUGACGGAAACAAAAAUGUCAUGACAAGUUGUUUUUAAUACACAUUUGUUUUUGAUUAAAAAAAUAACUUCGAGCAUGAGUAUUAGGCCUAUUUGGUAGGCAGUCAGCAAGUAAUUGUCAAAGGUCAUACAAUUAAAAAGAUAAAAGUAUUGUUUAUUAUACAUAUAAUUUAUUUUAUCUUAUAGUUAUAUGGAAGAAAUUUCAUCUCAUAUUGCUACUGCUAGGCUGAAUAGGUCUUAUUGUUACUGUUAGCGAUUUUAUGUCUCGCCUGACAUAGAAAUGUUAAUCUUAAGUUUAAUCUUGUAAAUAAGCACUGUAAACCUGUUAUUUAUCGUUGGGUUAAGCGUUCGCAUUAAAACUGCUUGCCUAAAAUCAAGUUUGGCAGAUCAAGAAAAUACUUGUAAUUAGAUAAAGUUUUAACUUUAACAGUUUACAAUCAUAUACGUUAACAAUAACACUAUGUGGUGAUCUACAUUUAAAUGAUUCAUGGAAGUGGAUAUGCUGAGAAAAGAAGAACCCGUACCCAUUUGGACAGUUAGUGGAUUUGGUGUGCAGUCAAAACAGAAUCAUACUAUGGUUUCAAAGCCACCACGAGCUGGAGCUUUUAUAGAACGAUUUACAAAACCAACAUCAUUUCGGAAAUUUUAUGAAAGAGGUGAUUUCCCAAUAGCUCUAGAGCAUGAUACCAAAGGAAAUAAAAUAGCAUGGAAGGUUGAGAUAGAGAAGUUAGACUACCAUCAUUAUCUUCCACUGUUUUUCGAUGGCCUGUGUGAGACAAUACACCCCUAUGAUUUCUUUGCCCGGCAAGGUGUUCAUGAUAUGUUAGAACAUGGUGGCUCAAAGAUUUUACCUGUUAUACCACAACUUAUUAUUCCUAUUAAAAAUGCUUUGAACACUCGAAACCCCAAGGUGGUGUGUGAUACACUAAAGAUCUUGCAACAUCUAGUGAGAUCUGCAGAAUUGGUGGGGCAGGCUUUGGUUCCUUAUUAUAGGCAGAUCCUUCCAAUCCUUAAUAUAUUCAAACAUAAAAAUUUAAAUACAGGUGAUGGGAUAGAUUACAGCCAACAGAAGAGAGAAAACAUAGGAGAUCUCAUUCAAGAAACUCUAGAAGCCUUUGAGAUGACUGGAGGAGAGCAUGCAUUUAUAAAUAUAAAAUACAUGAUUCCUACAUAUGAAUCAUGUCUUCAUAACUAGCUGAGUUUCAAGAUUAUGUACAAGUUUCAAAUUUAUAUUAGAAAAAAUAAUUCCUAAAUCUUACAUGUUACAAAAUAAUCAUUCUUUCAUUUGAUAUGUUGAAGUACUUGUAUAUUUUAUGUAUAUGUUCAACUGUUUUUGUUUUGUUUUUUAAUUAAAGAUUAUAAUGUUAGUUGAAAAGUAGUUAAUUAAGAUAUGUACAUUUACAACCUGGCAUUUGUAAUUUACUUUCUAUACUACUUAAAGAAAAAAUUCUGUUUUGCAUAUUCUUAUAAAAGAUUUUAGAAAUUGAGCUACAUUUGAUUUACAUGAAAAGCUUUAGACAUUUUGAAAUGAAAUACUGUUUGUUUCCGUAAUUUUUAUUUUAAUAAAAUUUCUUUAGUUAUAUUUUGAAAAACAUUGUAUUUCCAUAUUGUUUAAAUCAAAACUUUUUAGUUAUUUGUUGAAAAA
Limulus polyphemus (Atlantic horseshoe crab) is the source of this 1676-nucleotide messenger RNA. Its product is annotated as parkin coregulated gene protein homolog. NCBI's taxonomy places the organism in Eukaryota, Metazoa, Arthropoda, Merostomata, Xiphosura, Limulidae. The coding region runs from base 519 to 1226 and encodes 235 amino acids. The record is from RefSeq and is a predicted model, not a curated record. The transcript is spliced from 5 exons. Gene Ontology annotation, molecular function: Hsp70 protein binding; Hsp90 protein binding.